AUGGAGAAGGAAGAGGAGAGGAAGGGGGAAGCUCGAGAAGUCGACGGAAGGGGAGAGGAGACCCCGGCGGUGGCUUCGGCGCCGGUGGUUGUGCCCGCCGGUAAUGGGGGACACGCGGUGGCGGCCGGCGACGAGGGGAAGCUCUAUCCCUCUCCGCUGCUGCGGCAGGAAGAGCUUCUCGGAAACCCCGUCCUCUUCGGAGAGAGUCUCCGACGCUUCCAUUCCAUCAUGGGCACCAAAUUCAUGUAAGCCCGACCCCAUCUUCGCCCAUUCUUGAACAUCUGCUCUUGGGUUCCUUCCCCUCACACAUAUGACCAUCCAACGCACAUCUGUUCUAGUGAUUUCGUCCUCUAACCCUGUUUCCUUUGCGAUGUGGAGGAUUCCUGUCAUCGGAGGGAAGGAGCUCGACCUGCAUCUCCUCUACGCGGAGGUCACCCAGAGAGGCGGCCUGGAGAAGGUCCUUCCUCGCCGGACGAGCAACAUCGGAGAUACGACUGCGAUUUUUAAUGAUCUUCGAGCAGGGUUCGUCUGAAGGGGCAUCGUUUAAUUCGCAGGUCACGGCGGAUAGGCGAUGGAGGGAGGUCAUCGCGGUGUUCAGAUUCCCUCCGACGACCACCAGCGCCUCCUUCGUGCUCCGGAAGUAUUACGUGAACCUCCUCCACCACUUCGAGCAGGUCCAUCUCCAUGGCCGGCGAGGCCCCCUGGUUCCUCCCCCAGGUACAGAGGGAACGAUCAUCCUCUCUGCUUCCUCUUCCUUCCCUCUCUCUCAUCAGAUUCAAUUUGUCCUCAUCCAGCCUCGCUACAUGCCAAAACCUCCCCCUACAAGUUCGACUCCUCCGAUCCCCGUCAACAGCAGCUGGCCAAGAACAGGAAGAGAGUAUUUUCCACCCUCCAAGGCAAAGGUAAUCGUUCCACUCUCUCUCUGUCUCUGUCUCUCUCUUUCUCUCUCUCUCUCUCUCUUACGUCUCUUCUUCGUUCUCUGUUAAGCAGCCGCGACGAGUUUCACGGUGUCGGGGACGAUAGACGGCAAGUUCGAGCACGGCUACCUGGUGACGGUCAACCUGGGAUCGGAGAUCCUCCGCGGAGUGCUCUACCACGCGCUGCCGUCGGGCACACCGCCGACCUCGCCGGCGUCUGGGUUCAGUGCCGCCGAUGGGUUCGCCGCGGGGAGAGCGCACCGCCGGCGACGGAAGGGGUGGAGGAGCCGCGACCCCGCCCACCCCAAGCCCAACAGGAGCGCUUAUAACUUCUUCUUCGCCGACAAGCACUCCAAGCUCAAAACUCUCUACCCGCACAGGGAGAGGGAGUUCAGCAAGAUGAUCGGCGCGUCCUGGAGCAAGCUAACGGACGAAGAGAGGAUGGUGAGUAGAGAAGAACAAGAAGAGGAAGGAGGAAAUCCAAGGCAAAGAGCUCAUUAAUAGCGACCCCUGCUUUCUUACUCCUUCUGUUCUGGCGUUGCAGGUGUACCAGGACUGCGGGCUGAAGGAUAAAGAAAGGUACAAGCGGGAGAUGCAGGAGUACAGGGAAAGGUUAAAGCUUUCAGCAGAGCAUUGCGUCACUCCCCAGAGCUGA
Molecule: messenger RNA, 1572 nt
Organism: Spirodela intermedia
Lineage: Eukaryota; Viridiplantae; Streptophyta; Magnoliopsida; Alismatales; Araceae
Source: the annotation of a GenBank genome assembly